Molecule: messenger RNA, 1134 nt
Organism: Caretta caretta (loggerhead turtle)
Lineage: Eukaryota; Metazoa; Chordata; Testudines; Cheloniidae
Gene: RNF175
Product: ring finger protein 175
Biological process (GO): ERAD pathway
Cellular component (GO): Golgi membrane; endoplasmic reticulum membrane
Molecular function (GO): ubiquitin protein ligase activity; metal ion binding
Source: RefSeq, a predicted model, not a curated record
AUGGUGAGUCACGCAGACAGGGCCAGCUCUACAGCUUUUGCCACCCCAAGCAGUGAAAAGAACUGCCACCGCAGACAGCAAAAGGGAGAAGCUGCUGCUGGUAGCGGAACUGAGAAGCUGCCGCCAAAUUGCCGCCAUGGCCGGCGGGACAGAGGAGCUGCUGCCGCCGAAUUGCCACCGCCGCGGAGACACUGUCCCCCCUUUCUAACUGCCGCCCCAAGCACUGCUUGGAACGCUGGUGCCUUGAGCCGGCCCUGCAUGCAGACCAUCAGACUUCAUCAUCAGAAGAUGCAUGCAAAGCACCAUGGCCACGAAUCUAUGCAUAUGGAGAUGAUUCUUAUUCUCAUUGCAGCCUUGGAAGUGGCACAGAUUGUACUCGUUCAAUGGAAGCAAACACACUGCAGGUCAUACAAUCUGGUAACCCUCCUGCAGAUGUGGGUUGUUCCUUUGUAUUUCACCAUCAAACUUUACUGGUGGCAAUUUCUGUCCAUGUGGGGAAUGUUCACAAACAUUACCAGGUAUGUUUCCUUUUCUCUGAUCCACAGGUUGGUCUACAAGUGGUUUCUUCUUCUCUAUAAACUGAGUUAUGCAGUUGGAAUUGUGGGUUAUUUAGAUAUAAUGUUUACCAUGUUUGGAUUUAAUUUAGUCUUUCAAAUCAAGACUGAAGAUUCCAUGGAUUUUGGUGUGAUUUUGCUGUUUUAUGGACUCUACUAUGGAGUGAUGGGAAGAGACUUUGCAGAGAUUUGUUCUGAUUACAUGGCUUCCACUAUGGGGUAAUUUUAUAAUGUCAGUGGGAUGCCUACAAGAAAUUUGUCCAACAACAUCUGUGCAGUCUGUAGACAGAAAAUCUUUGUGGACAUAAAUGAGGAAGGGAUCAUUGAAAAUACCUACCAGCUGUCAUGCAAUCAUGUAUUUCAUGAAUUUUGCAUCCGAGGUUGGUGCAUUGUUGGCAAAAAGCAGACUUGCCCAUACUGCAGCGAGAAAGUUGAUUUAAAGAGAAAGUUAAGUAACCCGUGGGAGCGUACACCUGUUUUGUAUGGGCAACUGUUGGAUUGGCUCCACUAUCUGGUGGCCUGGCAACCAGUUGUUAUAGGAAUAGUCCAAGUCAUUAACUAUUCGUUGGGCUUAGAAUAG